UGCCCAAUGAAAAUAGAUGGCGAACCUCCCCGCUAAAAUCAGUAUUUUUUCUUUCUCUCAUACUCCCCCUACUCUUUCUUUUGUUAUUGUAUUAUAUAUGUCCUUAUUACGUUUAUUUACCACUAAGACUUUAUUUAAGCCUAAUGCUAUAAGAACCUUCUCCACUACACCAAGCAUGUUUCACGGUAAAGAAGGUAUCGCUCGCGGUGAAGGCCCAUACACAGUUCAUUUUGUUACAUCUGAAGGUGAAACAAUUGAUGUUAAAGCAACGAAAGGAGAUACCAUGUUGGAUCUUGCUCAAAGAUACGAUAUUGACCUUGAAUGUGCUUGUGAAGGAUCACUGGCAUGUUCGACUUGCCAUGUUAUUUGUGAUCCAGAAUAUUAUGAUAAAAUGGAAGAACCUUCAGAUGAAGAGAAUGAUAUGCUGGAUUUAGCUUUUGGUUUGACUGAAACAUCUCGUUUGGGCUGUCAAGUUGAGAUGAAUGAUGAAUUAGAUGGAAUUACAGUUCGCAUUCCUUCAGCGACUAGAAACAUGAGAGUUGAUGGUUCCAAGCCUACCCAUCAUUAAGAAGUGUGAAGAUAUAGAUAGAUAGAAAACAUUCAAUUUGAAUAAAAGGUCAAUUUUGAAUUUA
This is a messenger RNA of Gilbertella persicaria, 632 nucleotides long. Its product is annotated as 2Fe-2S ferredoxin-type domain-containing protein. The record is from RefSeq and is a predicted model, not a curated record. Gene Ontology annotation, biological process: positive regulation of oxidoreductase activity; P450-containing electron transport chain. Gene Ontology annotation, cellular component: mitochondrion. The coding region runs from base 17 to 568 and encodes 183 amino acids. NCBI's taxonomy places the organism in Eukaryota, Fungi, Mucoromycota, Mucoromycetes, Mucorales, Choanephoraceae. The transcript has 6 exons. Gene Ontology annotation, molecular function: 2 iron, 2 sulfur cluster binding.